Betta splendens (Siamese fighting fish) is the source of this 11492-nucleotide messenger RNA. RefSeq names its product polycystic kidney disease 1b (gene pkd1b). Bases 167 to 11236 code for a protein of 3689 amino acids. The transcript is spliced from 39 exons. Gene Ontology annotation, molecular function: protein binding. NCBI's taxonomy places the organism in Eukaryota, Metazoa, Chordata, Actinopteri, Anabantiformes, Osphronemidae. Gene Ontology annotation, biological process: kidney development. Gene Ontology annotation, cellular component: membrane. The record is from RefSeq and is a predicted model, not a curated record.
UGGUGCUAGAGGAGGGAGGUGUGACAAAAAGUGUAACAAAACACAUAGACCGAGGAUGAGAAGAAGAGCUGUUAGUGGCAGUGGCAAGGAAACGAUGACAACACACGUGUUUAAUGCUAUGCUGAGGUUUCCUUCAUUCUAAGGAGGUUAUGAUUUAUUCUGCAAAAUGACACACACACUAUGGAUUCUUUGGGCGCUGUUGAUAUUCACACCCGGAGACCGCGUCUCCCCGGAGAACGCUCCCUGUCCAGAGGGUUCUCGGGUCCACCUGUCCAGCCUGCGGUGUUACUGGCUUUCCCGGACGACAUCGUCCUUUCCUGAGGCCUGGGAUUCGUGCAAAGAUGUUCACGGAGGAGACCUGGCAGCUGCCAACAGCCUGGAGCUACAAAACUUCCUCCAUCACUCCUUCCCAGCGGAAACCACUGUGUGGGUUUGGCUUAAGACUUCAGGGGGAGGGGGGUCUGACCAGGGUGGAGGUCUGGAGACAUCAGGUCAUGCAGGGUGGGCUGGACCCAGUGACAGUGGUGGGGGGUGCACUGUGAUGGCCUUGGGAACACUGGGGCCGGGGAGGAGAACACCGUGUGCUGGACAGUUCCACUUCCUCUGCGAAAGCCUAAUAACUGGCGUUUUGCCGACUACAGACAGUUACCUCACCGGACUGGUUCUGAUGAGUGGUGUGUACCCUCAGACCCAGAUAUUCCCCCUCCUCAGCGUUCCGGACACUGGACAGGACACAGUGGAGCUGCUGCUGUUUCCCGGCUUGUGGUUCAGUCAUGCCGGUCAGCUGGUAGCAGUAGAACUGGUCGUCAGGCCCAGCCCGCUGGCCUCUAUGGCCCGGGUCCAGAUCCUCCGACCCUACUGUGACCCCAACCUCCACUUGGUGCCUCCAGGUUGCAGCUCUCUUCUUAACCCCUUCAGCUGCUGCACAGCAGUGCCGCUGUGUAACACCACAGGAGGCUGCAGCGCGGGCCAGUACUGGUGCCCCCUGCUGGACACUUGUGUCCCUACCACCAGUCCCUGCAGCCCUUAUGACACUGCGGCGGCCGUCCGGGGCUUUGAAUCCCCUCCCAGGUACCUGGAGACGCCGCCCUUCUACCACAUGGUGGCAGACCUGCCUCUGGAAAUAGAGCCCAGCUCUGAACUGAAAACCACGAAGGUGCUUCUCCCAGAUCGAGCCAUCACGGUGUACCCGGAUGACGUGGUGGCCGUGCAGCACACUCGUGCCUCCGGAGCCUUCCUUCACUGCCUAAAGAGCGAGGCCUCUGUAAAUUCACCGUGGCGCCAGAGUUACCUCUCCCUCAUGGGGGCAGAGCGAGGAGGCUGGUGGAGGGCAGGCCUGACAUCACUGCCUCCAGCAGGCCAGUGGGUGGAUGGGGUGGUGUGUGAUCUGAGGAUGCUGUACGUGGACAGUCUUCACAGAGGAACUGAGCAAGAAGACGCGUUUGGCCUCACCCAUACAGAAGCGACCACGGCUCUGAGUCUGAUGACCGUCGGUCCUUCCCUGAGUCUGAGCCCUAAAUUUGGACUCAGUGUGAUCCAUCCCCUACCGGAUGCAAAGAGACACAUUCACAUCCAGAUCGACCUCUUAACACACAUCGUGAUAACGGCCUCGUCUGGGGCGGGUGCCACGAGCUCGUGGUCGGCCCCGGUGUCGCAGACCGGGGUCCCCUUUCUUCCGUCGCUCCCCCAUGAGGUCACUUCCUCCUGGCCCCAUGAUCAGAGGCCGUUCGGCGAGGCCUGGUACUCCUCUGUGACUCUGUCGCUGGCCUCGGUGGGGGUCCAAACAAUGAACAUCACCGCGAUGGAUGCCGAGAGCUCAGAGAGUCUGAGUGUGACUGUUUGUGGAUACGAGGCAGUGGCAGGGCUCAGCGUGGAGCCGCGCGGACUCACCAGGAUGCUCGUGAACAUUUCACAAGUAUUCAACGCUCAGCUGGAGAAGGGCUCCUCGGCGAAGUUCCGAUGGGUGACUGACGACCUAGAGAGUUCUGCACACGAGGGGGAGUCGUACAGGGCGCUGUUCCAGAAACCCGCUCAGCAUCGGCUCGAGGUCUCUGCAUCCAACCCGGUGAGUUCUCAGAGCCUGCAGCUGCUCCUGACGGUCGACGACGCGACUCUGCUGGCCGAGCCCGAGUUCCUGUCUGUUAGCGAGGUCGUAGCGGCCAACGCUACACACCCCUAUUGCCUAAGGGUGAAAGCAGACGUCUCCGCGCCUGUCACCUUCAGAUGGGAUUUCGGGGACAGACGUGGCAAAAUGACCACCAGCCGCCCAGCUCCAGGUCAGACCGUGUUAGGACUCAUGGAGGGACAAAUCAAGCAGGCGUAUGUCCAGGACUCAGUGAACUACACCUAUUCCACCCCAGGUGACUACACACUUCAUGUUCGAGUCGUCACCGAAUACGACAGCACGGAGGCGUCUGUGAAGAUAAACGUCCGCCGUCGGCUCGGUCACAUCCAGAUUUCCGCCUCGCCUCCGGUGCCCGUGGUCGAGCAGGCCGUUCUCCUGGAAGCUUCCUCAGAGCCCUCUGCAGCUUCUGUCCUCUACACGUGGGACUUUGGCGACGGGUCCCAGCGGGUGAACCACCCAGACGGGCCCGUCUCACACGUCUAUCAUUCCCCAGGGACCUACACAGCACGCGUAAGCGCCUCAAACGCUGUGAGCGAAGUGGAACGGUCUAUCACAGUAGAGGUGUUUGAGAGGUUAGACGGACUUCGGAUCCGGUGCUCGAGCCUCACAGACAACAAAUAUGUGCCGACCAGAGAGGAGCUGCGAUUCCUUGCUUCCAUUGCCAAAGGCUCCCAUGUCUCUUAUCGCUGGCUUGCUGUGCAAAGCAGGGUAAACCAGCAAACCACAGGCGACAGAGAGCUUUUCCGUCUGUUGGCCAAAACCCCUGGAGAGAUUUCAGUUCAGCUGGUAGCCUCAAACAAGCUAGGCGAGGCUACCACCGCUGUGUCAUUAAAGGCAGUCGAGCGCGUAGCGAGUGUCCAGAUUAAAACCCAGUCAAACGCUGUGGCUUUGGGGAAGCUGGUGCAGAUCUCUGUGUCCGCAUCCGUGGGGUCAGACCUGGAAUACCUCUGGUAUGUGGAUUCGGACUCGUCGCCCUUGACGACUCAGGCCCCCGUUCUUUUUCACACAUUCACACAUUUGGGCAGUUGCCUCGUCACAGUGUCUGUUCAGAAUGUCCUCAGCCAGAGUAACGCCACAGAGCGGUUCUCUGUCCAGCAGGCAGUCGAGGGGGUGGACUUCAAAAUAAAAGGCAUCACAGCUCCAUUUUAUGUCAGUUCGAGCACUGCCGUUACGCUCUGCGGGGUCUUUGCUGAGGGUAGUGAUCUGCGCUGGGACUGGACACUUCUAGAUCCCAGAAGCAGCGUAUUUAUUGCCACCAACCAGACCUUUUCCCACAGUUUCCCACAUUCUGGAUCGUAUCAGGUGUCUUUGAACGUCUCCAACGACAUCAGCUGGCAGGUGGUCUCCCACAGGGUGGUGGCACAGGACAGGGUCGAAGGCCUUCAUCUGAACGUUAGCAAGCCGCUCCUGUGCGCUGAAGAGGAGGUGACGCUUGUUCCGACCAUCUCCAGAGGAAGCAACGUAAGCUUCGCUGUAACAGUAAGAAACGGCGAGUGGAUCCAUAGUCAAAGCCGCGUCGAAGGGAAAUACACAACCUCAACUCUUCCAGUAGGGAGCAACUUAAUUACAGUGAGGGUUUGGAACCAGGUCAGCAGUGAAGAGCUGUCGACCGACGUUCUGGUCAUGGAGCGAGUUGGCGGUUUGAGUCUAGUUAACCGCUCCGUUGCUCUAGAGGCGCUAAAGGGAGCUCAUUUUAGGGCAGAGGUCCAACGUGGGGGUCCGGUCACCUACACGUGGACGUUCGGCACGGGGCCGGGGCCGGGGCCGGGGCCGGGGCCUGCGCUGCUCACGGGCCAGGAGGUGUCCUUCACUCCAGCAGAGAGCGGGUGGCUGUCUGUUAGCGUGGUAGCUAGCAACGGCGCGUGCUCGCGCGAGCUAACGGAGAUCAUCGCGGUUGAGCGGCCUGUGACCAUGAUCCAACUGCUCUGUGAUGCAGAAAGAAGCUUCCUUGGACGCGCGGUCGGGUUUUCCGCCACAGUAGACGGAGGAAGUAACCUCAGGUACCACUGGGACUUUGGCGAUUUCACCGAAGCCACAGUGACAGAAUCCAAGUUCGUCAGUCACACUUACCACCGCCCUGGGGAGUUCAGCGUGACGGUCCGAGCUGUGAACAGCGUUAGCCACGUGUCCACGCAGCUCCACGUGACGGUGGAGGAGCUCCCGUGUUCCAGCCCUCAGGCCUCUUUGGUCCAGAGCCGGACUACGAUCUUCAGGUCCAGACCAAGUUUCUUUGAAGCGAGCGUGACCGUUAACUGCUCUGCGUUCAAGCCGGCGUACCUGUGGGAGGUGUACGCGGGCUCAGACUGCGCUAACGCCUCUGGGAGCAGAACCGUUCUCAGGGGUGAAGCAGACGCAGCGUCGCCGUCGCUGUCGCUCCCGAAGAACUCUCUCCGCGUGGGACGGCACUGCCUGGUCUUUACACUUUCCCUCCGGGGAAGCCCUUUAUCUGCCCAGAGCAGGGCGACCGUCACGGUGGUCCACUCCCCGCUGGUGGCGCUCAUCAAGGGAGGCUCGUUCAGACUUUGGUCCAGCCUGAGCGACCUCAUCCUGGACGGAUCUGACUCCCAAGACCCGGACGAGGAGCCGGGGGAGGGGGAGUCGCUGCAAUAUCAAUGGACCUGUGUCACGCCGAGCUCUACAGAGGUUCAGUUCUUUAGUCAAUCAAGCACAACGAUGACGGUGCUCAGCUCCCAGCUGCAUGCGGGCACAGUCUACACCUUCACCCUCACCGUCCUCAAGACAGGCAGGACUCCAGCGUCAGCCAGCCAGACAGUGUCUGUGACUCCGGCUCCCGUGCUUCCUGUGACGCUGGAGUGCGUUUCCUGCUCGGUCGUCUCCUCCUCCCACCUCUUCACUCACACCAACGCCCUCAUCAUGUCUGGACAGUGUGGACAGUGUGGCGACAGUGCUCAGUACACGUGGAGAGCUGAAAGCCAGGCUGGUGGGAUUCUUGACCUCGAUGACAUCACUACGUCUACGGGGAGGCGUUCGCCCCACUUGGUGGUGCGUUCAGGGGUCCUCCAGCCGGGACUGAGCUAUACCUUCACUCUGAAUGUGUCCCAGCUGGGCAGAGGACGGUGGGGCGUCGCCAGCCUCUCUGUCCUCCCUAACAGCCCGCCACGCGGGGGCCUGUGUGAUCUGAGCCCAGAGUCAAAUAUACGUCUGCUGGAGACGGUGGUGACGUACAACUGCUCAGGGUGGCAAGAUGAUGAAAGCGAGGCCUCUCAGCUGAUAUAUAGCCUACAGGUGGCGCCGUGCCACCCCAUUAGUAAUGAAUGUCCCAUGCUCCUUUUAUACAGGGGCAUCCGCUCAGCCUUCAGCAGCGUGCUUCCAAUGGGGACUCAAAGGCAGGGCAGCGCCGGCUCAGUCGUCACUGCUGUGCUGCUGGUUGAAGAUCAUCUGGGGGCAAAGGUCACGGCUCUGAGCAAAACGCUGAGCAUGGAGAACCCCGCGUGGAGCCAAGGUGCCACUGACUGGCUUAAAAGCAGGAGCCAGAAGGAACUGCGGGCUUUGGUGCAACGUGGCGACCCUCAGGAGAUCGUCUCUUAUUCCACGGUGCUCACGGCUCAGCUCAACAAGAUGCAGGCUACGCUAAACGGCGCGGAGCUGAUGGACAGGAGGACGAUCAGGGAAACCGUGACCCGGGCCCUGACCUCUCUUCCCCUGUCCUCCAUGCUGGAUGUUGACCAGAUCAGUUCAGCGUUGGCUCAGUCCACUAACGUCCCCGCUGAGUUGGUGUGUGAAAACUGCCACAAGCAGCUCCUGAGAGCUGUGGGGGAGAUGAUCGGUUUGAUGGAGGACCAGCUGAUCCCCGGCGCUUCGGCGGCGGUUCGCACCGGAGGAAACAUCCUCAACAUUUUAGGUAGCACUCUGGCAGCGUCCGGCCUCCACUCAUCGGUCGCCCUGUCAGCACUGAGUCACACUGGCGCCUUAAUGCGCUCUCUGAUGAGGUCACAGUUUGCUGGCGUGGCCCCACUUUUGCUUUCCAACCCUUACAUCACUACGCUCGGUUUCCGUGGCGAUCCCUCCGACCUCCUGUGCACCGGCCACUUGAACCAACCCAGACGGUGGCAGAACUCACCGGCUGACGCAUCCAAUAGUUCUCAGUGUCUGUUUUCUAUUCCCGACUCUCUAACCGCCCACCUGAGGAGCCAGAGGACGGAGGUGGUGCAGGUGCUGGUUGCCGCGGACGGAGCAGCGGGUUCCGGCCCUUCGCCCGCUGCAGCCGGUCCUCCGAUCUCCACCGGCGUGGUCGCCAUGGAGAUCACCACUCCGCAAGGCCGGCCCGUGCACAUUAGAGACCUGCAGCCUGAGCAGGCCAUACGGGUGGCCCUGCACAACAGGGGCGGCGCUGGGAGCGGGACGUGCCUCGCGGUGACAUUAGCCACCGAGCAGCUGAACUUCACCGUCACGGCUCCAGACGAGCUGGGUGAAAACGCCGGCCUGUACCUGUCCUUCAGCUUCAGCCGGGCUCCAGGAUGCACUCGAGUGACGCUGGGACGUGUCAAGGUGGAAGUGAGCUCCUCGGGGCCAGAGGCUAAUGCAUCCCAUAAUUCCCUAGUGAGAGAGUGGGAUUUCACUCUCUCGGCCCAGAGCCUCUCCGCAGAGAGGACUGUCUUCCUUUCCCCACUUUUGAACGAGACCGACGAGCGUCUCUCUGUGAACGUGGCCACGUUGUCGGGUGGAGGCGAAUCCGUGCGUUUGUCCCUGUGCGCGUUCAGCUCCGUGUGUCGGUACUACAACCCGCAGGAGGCGCGAUGGAGCAGCGAGGGUUUGCGGCCGCUAGAGGGCAGCACGCUCCACACGGUUCACUGCCUCACGCAGCACCUCACCAUGUUUGGGGCCAGUCUGUUCCUCCAUCCUGGAGCUGUUGUUCUUCUGCAGCCGUCUGCCGGUCCUGUGCAGAGCGUGGUACCAGGGAUCGUGUGCGCCGUCCUGGUUCUGAUUCACCUGGUGGCGGGCCUCAUCGCUCAUAAACUGGACCACUUGGACGACCUGAGGCAGAGCCGGGUCCCCCUAUGUGGCCGCCCGGGGCUGUACCACUACAGAGUCCUGGUCAAGACCGGCUGGAGGCGCGGAGCAGGCACCUCCGCACAUGUUGGCAUCGGCCUGUAUGGCGUGAACAAGAGCGGCUCUCGCCAUCUGCAGAGGGACGGAGCCUUCCAGCGGGGCGGCCUGGACCAGUUUCAACUGGAGACGGACGAAAACCUGGGAGAAGUCUGGAAAAUUCGGAUCUGGCACGACAAUACAGGCCUGGACCCCUCCUGGUACCUGGAGCACGUGGUGGUGUGGGACGCUCAGACGGACCGCCUCUACUUCUUCCUCCUGAACGACUGGCUCUCUGUGGAGAGCGAGGGGAACGGCGCCGUGGAGAGGGAGGUCCUGGCCUCAUGUCCCGAGGAGCUUUGUGAGUUCCGCAGGGUCCUCGCCUCCCAGCUGCGGUUCGGGAUGAUGGAGCGCCACGCGUGGCUGUCGCUGUGGGCGCGUCCUGCACACAGCUGCGUCACCAGGGGUCAGCGGGUCGUGUGCAGCGCCGUUACCCUGCACCUCUACCUGGCACUGGGGGCUCUUUGGUACGGGGCCGUGGGCACCGAGGGCCACAGCGGGCCGGUGUCGGCUCGCCUGCUGCUCAACGCGGAGACGGUUGCCGUGGGGAUGACGCUGGCGUUGCUGGCGUUCCCUCUCCAGUGCUUGCUCGGUUUCCGGCUCAGAAAAUCUCCCAGCAAGGUAACCGUGGACAUGCUGGCUUCUCCCUCGCCCGACUGUCACUCCGUGGAGAUGGACAUCUACCUCGGCCAAUCAGGGCUCUCCAGCCCGUCCUUCGUAUCUCUGCCAGACACCUCUACAUCCGUGAGCGUGACCGGCUGCAGACACGUUAUACAGUAUCAUCAGCGUCAUCAUCUUCACCCUUCUUGCUAUUGUCUCCAGCUCCUGGAGAGCAAAGGGAUCGACUCCAGCCUCCUGGACUUCUGGGCUACUUCCGGCCUGGCUCCCCAGACACAGGCAGCGCGUGACGGUGAGGAAGCAGACGCCUGGUCGUGCGACAGCUUCUUCGAUCUGCCACUGAGCUCAGGCCACAGCGAGGCCUCAGCUCCACCCGCUGUGGGUGCUCUACGGCCCUUAAGGAGGAAAAAGGCUCUGCUGGAGCUGGGCCCCGUCGCCCCCUCCUCCUCCAGAUAUCAAUUUUUAAAAGGCAGUUCAGACUUUAAUAAGUCCCCUGAUGCUCCAGGACAGGAGGUCCUCACCGUGACAGCAAACCAGGCCCAAGGUCACAAGCACAGUCUGGCAACGUUUCUGACUCUGUCUGAGGAGGACCUGCUCACGUCUAUAGUCGCGGCAUCAGAGGACCCCGCGGCGUCGACCCCGGGCAGCUCGGACAGCGGCUGGGACUCGCCCGCGGCCCCGUCCUCGCUCUCCCCCGCCUGGAGCUCGUCCUGCAGCAGCUGGUCGGACCGCUCCCUGCGCUCCUCGCUCCGCCGCUGCCCCUCCGCGCUGUCCGUGGACUCGGUGGCCAGCACCUUCCUGCCGAGCCCCUCUCCCGACUCUGCGCGCUCCUCGUUCUCCACGCGCAUAGGCGUGGCUCGGGGUCCGCCCGGCCGCUCGCUGCCCCCCUGGGCUCUGUGUGCGGCCCCUCCUCUGCUCGCCGUCCUCCUGGGAACCUCCCUGGCCGUGAUCGGGCUCUACGGCAGCUUCCUCCCCAGACCCGCGGUCCUCAUGUGGCUGGUGUCGGCCCUGUGCGCCUUCCUCGCCUCUGCCGUGCUGCUGGAGCCCCUCAAGGUGUGCGCGGGGGCCUUGAUCUGCGCCGCGGUGUGGCGGCCCGUGGAUCCGGAGGUGGAGGAGCAGCUGGCUCGCGACGCGGCGGCGGUGAGGGCGCUCGGGGAGCGCUGCAGGAAGGUGCGGCCGCCGGGCGGCUUCGGGCUGCUGCAGGCCAAAGAGGAGGCCCGCAAGGUCCAAGCGCUGAGGUCCCUCAUGAGGCGCUGCGUGGGCCAGCUGUUCUUUGUGAUGCUGGUGCUGAUGGUGAACUACCAGGACAGCGUGGGGCAGAGCCAGGGCAGGCGGCUGCAGUCCUGGGUCAGACGCGGCCUUCAUGCGGCGCCCCCUGGAGGCAAUAACCUCACGUCACUCAGAGACUGGUCGGACGCGGAGCGGUGGCUCGGCGGCGCCCUGGUCCGACACCUCCACCAGAACCCGUCCCUGCGCCUCGUCGGGUCGGCCCGGCUGCGGCACGGCGAGGGCGGCCUCGUCCUGGGGAACAGCAGCGAGGCGACGCGGCGGCUCCUCGCCGGGCUGCGCGUGGCCCGGUGGAGCAGGAAGAUGUUUAAAACGCUUUCUGUCGACUUCACACAGCACCACAGACAGUCUGGCCUACUGGUGUGUGUUUCUCUACAGUUAGCAUGGAACGAGGCACAGACACUCACUCCCUCCCUCUCUAUCUAUCCACUCCUCAUCCCUCCAUCCGCCUCAGGACUGGACCUACAGGGGGCGCUCAUGGUUCUUCUCCUGGUAGCUGCUCUGCUCAUCUUCUUCGCAGAGAUGUGGUCUCUGGCUACUGAGCGCGCUCAGUACCUGCGUCAGUGCAAACACUGGCUCCAGCUGCUCCUGGCGCUGUUGUCACUGGCAACAGCUGUUCUGCAUCUGUCCUUCCUGUCGCUCGCCGCUUCGUGCGUUUCCGAGCUUCAGUCCCGGCCAGACGGCUUCAUCAGCUUCCACAGCGCGGCCCUUCGGGUGCAGAGGUCUUCUCAGUGCGCUGCCGUCCUCCUGACUCUGCUGCUUCUAAAGGCGCUGCGGACCUUGCGCUUCGUGCGGCGGUGGGCGGCGAUGGGCCGGGUGCUGCGCGGAGCCUGGAGGGAGCUGUGGGCCUUCGCCGUGCUCCUGCUGCUGCUGCUGCUGCUGCUGCUCUGCGUUCACCUUGGCGAUGCGCUUCUCCCCCGUUCGCUGGGAGGCUUCCCGUCUGCACGCGAGGCCUGGGUGUCGGCGCUGUCGGCGCUGCGAGGCCGAGGCGCUCUCCGAAGAAUGUGCAGAGCGCACCCGGCCGUGGGUCCAGUCUAUGGGCUGCUGCUGAUACGCGGGGCGUUCUGGCUCCUGGCCAGACUCUGUGGAGCUGUUCUCAUUCGCACAUACAGGGAAGAGCGGGCGGAGUUGUACCAUCCAGCAGUUGAACCCCAGGACUAUGAGAUGGUGGAGUUCUUCAUCAAGAGACUCAAGCUGUGGCUGGGUCUCACCAAAGCUAGAGAGUUUCGACACAGAGUGACCUUCGAGGGCAUGGAUGCGCCUCCUUCCAGGUCCUCCCAGGAUUCCCGUCUCUCCACGGCCUCAUCCACUCUCCCCUUCUCCCGCUCCCCGUCCUUCUAUUCUUCGGCUUCGUCCCCUUCCUCUCUGUCCUCAGUCCUCUCCACGGCGUCCGGAGACUCGUCAGCAUCGGAGGCGGCCUCCGGCGUCCUGUCGCACGGCGACCGCCUGCUGCCCUGCGUCAACGCCGUCCUCUCUCAGUUCGACCGGGUGAUCCAGAUAUCAGAGGAGGUCCACAACCUGGAAAUGAAGCUGGAUGAGGCCGAGACCAGGAGAAGGAGGAGACGGAUUGUUGAUGAGGGGAAAUCUGCUGAAAGCUUCAGAGAGGAAAAAAAUGUGAAGGAAGGGGAAGAUGAAGGAAGGGUUCCAGCAGAAGUCAGACGCAGGAAGACGGGGGUCUUCUAUCCCCGGCAACGUGUCUCCCUCCCAUCAUGCUUCCCCUUCAAUACGUCCACACUGCCCUCGAACCGCAUCUACCUCCAGACUCAGAACUCACACUCUGACUUCGAUUCAGUCCUGCCUCAGGUGUUUAGCAGCAAACACAGCUUUGAAGCCAACCCCAUAGCUGGAAGCCGGAGUUCAUGUCCCACAGCCUCACCGGACUAUGGACCGUUCCCCAGGAGGAGAGCGUGGCAUUCUGGGAUCUCUCAUUCCGCCGAUGCAGCGCAGAGAGCCUGUCUCCUGCACGGAGGAGCUGUCCCGUGUUUACAGCUGACAGAUAUCAGACCCAGGAGUGAGGAGGGGAUAAAAAGGCGAGUCAGCGAUGGAGUUCCUGUGAAGAGGAAGGCUUGGAUCUCUGAGGGACCAGACACACAGGACUAACCACUAGCUUACACCCUGGGAGUGUGAAGGCUGAACAAAAUGUCUUCCUCUGAAACCUUUCCAAAAAAAAAACACGAUUGAAAUUAUACAUUUCAUGACAAAUUCGUAGUACUUUGUUAAAGACUUGUUAGAGACUGUUUGACUAAAAAUGUAUUAUUAGUUGUAGUUUUUUAACUCAUCUACUCUGUAUUGACACAACUAUUGUUUACAAUAGUGCAAUUGUACCCCACAGGUGAAUAAAGACACGUGGGCUGGA